UAUUGUUAACAUUUUAAGGAACCUGAGUCUAGACUUUAAUAACAAAAAAAGAGUGAGAAGAUCACCAAGACACAGGAAGCAUCUUCUAAUUAAGGGCAUGUAAUACUAUUAUUGAGUUCAGACAAAAUAGUUACAUUUUUUAUAAAUAUAUCUGCACUUAUUGAAAGAAAUUUUGUCAAGUUUUAUUAUGCAGCUUUCUCUGAAAUAUGAAAACAAACUGCCUCAUACACUAUUGAAGGUGUAUAAAAUUUCAUUUGCAGAUGGUGACAUUCAAAUUGAGAAAAAUAAUAAUUCCCUCCUGAUCCACAGCUGAAACAUCCACUUCUGAACACCAUGUCCUAUUACAGCCAUCUUUCUGGUGACCUGGGCUGCGGUGUGGCUGUGGCUGUGGGAAGCACUGUGUCUGUGGCUGAGUAAGGCAGGUGCAGACAUGGCUGCCACCCAUCUUACUCUGCCAGGUAA
Messenger RNA from Chlorocebus sabaeus (green monkey), 462 nucleotides. RefSeq names its product keratin associated protein 20-4 (gene KRTAP20-4). NCBI's taxonomy places the organism in Eukaryota, Metazoa, Chordata, Mammalia, Primates, Cercopithecidae. The record is from RefSeq and is a predicted model, not a curated record.